ACUCUUGUCUUUCCACUUUAUUUCAACCAACAAUCCGUACAAAAUGAAUUACAAGUUCAUUAUCGUUGAUACACUUCAGAAGAUUAUCAUGCUCGUCUUCCUUAUGGUGUGGACGAAUUUUACUAGGAACGAAGCUUAGAGUGGAUGAUAACCAUUUUCUCACUCUCUACUCUGCCCAAUACUCUGGUCAUGGGCAUUCCACUGUUGAUCGCCAUGUACGGCCAAGACUCCGGCAGCCUUAUGGUCCAGGUGGCGGUUCUCCAAUGCAUCAUCUGGUACACUCUGCUUCUUUUUCUCUUCGAGUACCGUGGUGCCAAGAUCCUAAUCAUGGAGCAGUUCUUGGAGACUGACGCCUCGAUUGUCUCCUUCAAGGUGGAUUCCGACGUUGUCUCACUCCAUAGAUGGGAAUUUCUGGAAACCGACGCUGAAAUUGUAGAAGACGGGGAGCUUCACGUCACUUUGUGGAAAUCAAACGCUUCUCGUUGCUCCUUCGCAAUGACGCCAUGGCCAUCCAAUCUUACCGGUGUUGAGAUAUACAGCUUAAGCUCAUCCCGGAAUCCAAUGCCCAGAGGUUCGAAUUUCAACCAUUCUGAUUUCUAUCCCAUGAUGGGAAUUCAGGGGUUUCGAGGAAGACAGUCCAACUUUGGUCCGGCCGAUUUAUACCCUGUUCAAUCAUCAAGAGGGUCGACUCCGAGACCCUCAAAAUUUGAAGAAAAUUGUAUAGCAAUGUCUCCGAGGUUCGGGUUUUACACUAGAUAUCCUCAAAAUAUGGACGAAGAGGGAAAGAAGACGAUAAAAGCUAGCAGAAGUGAGUUGAGAGGUUUAUUUACCGUGAAGUGGGUUGAGGGGUGAUUUGCAUGUUUUGCCGUCAUUUUAUUUGGAAUUUUCCUUCUUUAAUAAGAGGACUUUUAACUU
Molecule: messenger RNA, 915 nt
Organism: Rubroshorea leprosula
Lineage: Eukaryota; Viridiplantae; Streptophyta; Magnoliopsida; Malvales; Dipterocarpaceae
Source: the annotation of a GenBank genome assembly